UUGUUUCUUUGUCAUGCUUGUAUCUAUUUAACAGGGGAUAAAUGUUAUGGUCCUUUCACAAGGCUUCCAUUGGAGUGUCAAAAACUCUCCAUCUAUAGUCUUGCUUACUUUUCUCACCUAGAUUCACCUUUGCUGACGUCAGUAACUUUAUGUUGCCUCCGUCCUGACUUGGAUGAAUAUGUCUUGUUUCUGAUCAUAGAACAUUUGCAUUCAAUAUUUAGACGCGGCAAAAUUGAGAUACAGGACCACCUUAGCUUCUUUGUCACGCUGGUCACCCGUUUCAAUGUUUUUCCAGAAAAUAUUCGCUCUGCAAUUGAGGAAGGUACAAAGUUCUCAAAUCGUGAAACUUUCAAGAAAUUGAUUGGUGUUGUUUUCUCAUGCCUGGAACAGACGGGUGAUGCUUCGCUAGUUUUAUUUCUAUUGGAGAGAGAAAUCCUAAAGCAGAUUUUAUUAAAGCCCCCUCUAGACAAUGCCUGUGCUAUGCUAAGGAUACUUGUUAGGCUAGACUCCAAACCCACAAGACUUUCUGAACAAAGUAUUAUCAAUUUGAGCAAUUUCAUUCCAGGCUACUUGAUUGACGUUGUGCAUUGUAUGGGAGGGUUUGAUGCAGAACCCAAGGAAGCUCAUUUUCGAACGCUGAUGGACUAUAUUGUUCCUUGCUUUUACAUGUUUGAAAGUAGUAGAAAGCUCUUAAAUCUCGUGUUGAAUGGGAUGGGUUCAAUGAUAAUUGAAAGUAGAAUAAAUGAUAUUGUUAGUGUCCUAAUGUUGAUGCAUAAGGAUGAUAAGAUGAAUCGAAUUAUUUCUUCAUCGAGGGCUGAGUUUGAUCAUGUUUCACAGAGCAUACGCUCAUUAAAGUUGGAGGAUAGCAGUCUAACUGUUGGGGAAAGGCGUAGAAUACAAUAUGCGUUAGAGCAACUAAAGACUGUUAGAAGCUCAUUAGAUCAAGAGAUGCAAAGAGCAAAGCAGGAUAUGUUACCCUAGUUUAUUGCACUACAAGUUUGCAAUGGCCUAAAAUUUUAA
Molecule: messenger RNA, 1020 nt
Organism: Hevea brasiliensis (rubber tree)
Lineage: Eukaryota; Viridiplantae; Streptophyta; Magnoliopsida; Malpighiales; Euphorbiaceae
Exons: 6
Source: RefSeq, a predicted model, not a curated record